AUGUUCAGUUUCAAGGCGUACCUGCUGGCACUGAGCCUGGUGGUCAACCUAGCAACCGUGAACGCAACAGGGUUGGGCCUCGCCGAGAUCGAUCUUGUGUUUCCGCGUAACGACACAUAUGAGCCUAUGCCACUCAUGCCUAUCGUCUUCGCUGUUAGGAAUAACCCGGCCUUUCAGCAGAUAAGCCCUUCUAUGGCAUAUAGGGUCGGCUUGUUACACCGAGGAAAGGGGGAGAAUUCCACCUUUUUGCCUCUCCAGUCACUCUCUACGGACCAGCUGGUCGACAACAAAACAGAGACACAGUUUGUGUUUUUCGGAAUCGCCAAUCAAUUCGACACGGAAAACACCUGGGAAUUCGGAUGGUCGAUGGGCUGGUCUAACUGCUCUACAUCUGACAACGGCACCGACUAUGAUAAUGCUCAUACACGAAACGAUGCAGACGGUUUCCACAAACGAUACUACGAGGCCUACCAGAGCAUCAUCUUCACCACCGAAAGAGGGGGCCGUCAGGCGAACCUGACUACCCUCACUACCGACGAGGACUGUGGCAAAACUCCGGGGCUUGCAUUUGAUGUACUUCAAACUCUUACCAUCCCCACAGAAACCUUUCCGGGUCGAAGCUACGAGAGGGCCCCAAAAUGUGCUCUUCUCGCAAGCCCCGCACCCACUCCCAGUCCUUGCAUAGCUAGCAUGGCCGCCGAAGCAGCCUCGAGCAUCUCUUCGAUUCUCACUAGUCAUGAGUGCACCGCUGCGACUCCUGCUGUGAGCUGUCCGCCUAAGAUCGAUGGGGCUGUUCGGAGUCUAGGUCAAGGGGCCUGGUGGAUUGCUGGUACUGCCUGGUUCUUGUGCAGCAUGUUUUGCUAG
Molecule: messenger RNA, 864 nt
Organism: Penicillium paradoxum
Lineage: Eukaryota; Fungi; Ascomycota; Eurotiomycetes; Eurotiales; Aspergillaceae
Exons: 1
Coding region: 1-864 (287 amino acids)
Source: RefSeq, a predicted model, not a curated record